AUGGCCUUCUCCUCGAACAACUACGACAUGAUUGUCGUCGGCUCCGGCUUCGCUGGGACCAUGGCAACACUCAACUUCCUGGAGACCUGCCAAAAGCUAGGCAAGAGCGGCCGCGUGGCUCUCGUCGAGGUAGGCAAAUCGGACGAACGCUGCGGCGCUUCGCGGUGGACGAUGGCCUAUCUACGGCUGGACAAAGACCUCCGCUUCGACGAGGACUGGAAACAUGAGAUGAAGAUGGUCAGCAAAGGCGAGGCAGACCAAGAAUACUGCGAGAAACUCGGUCAGGAGGCGCAGGCGACGGCACUUUACGUGCAGGAUCACGGAGUAACGUUCGUACACCAUGAUGAGCAGAACGUCUUGUUGGAGUUCAAGACCGGUCAGCACUUUGUCUUUCCGGAUGGUGGUGGCAACGCGAUCAUCACCUGUCUGAUGGAUCACAUCAAGAAAUAUCCCAACUGCGAUAUUCACUGGGAAACGGAAGCCAGACACCUCAUCACCACCAAUAGAGGCGCCAUCAAAGGUCUGCUGGUGCGGAAGAAAGAUGGCUUGCUACACGAGCUGUACGCGCCAAACGUUGUCCUUGCCUGUGGCGGCUUCGAAGGUAACCGAGAAAUGCUCGCCAAAUACGUCGGGCGCAGAACCCACGAGCUCCCUCUAAUCGCGCCGGGCAUCAAGCACAACAAAGGCGCAGGCUUGAACAUGGCCCUUGAAGUCGGAGCCGCCACCGCCGGAUCCUUUGAUGGUAUGCAUUGCGAGCUCGUAGACACUCGAGCCACCAAACCUGACGCAGUGAUAUGGGGGCACAACUAUGGUAUCGUCGUCAACGAGCACUGCAAACGCUUCUAUGACGAGGGCAAGAGGCAUCUCUUCGCUACGUUCGAGAUGAUAGCCCUCGAGCUGUGGCGUGACCAGAACCAGAAGGGCUACUUCAUCACCGACGACACAGUCAUGAAACGCUUCCGGCCGGGCUGGGUGUAUGACACGACGGACCAAGAGCCUGAACAAGCAGACACCAUACAUGAUCUGGCGGUUAAGCUUCGCAUCGAUCCCGAUGAACUGGAAAAGACCGUGGCUGAGUUCAACGCCGCGUGUAACGACAAGCCCUUCGACCUCAUGAAGCUUGAUGGCAAGGCCACGACAGGUCUCUCGCCCAACAAGUCUAAUUGGGCCAACCCGAUCAGCACGCCGCCCUACUACGGCUAUCCGGUCACUUCUCACUUAACUUUUACCUAUGGCGGGGUGAAGACCAACACAGACGCGCAGGUGCUGGGUACGAACGACGUCCCAAUACCGGGUUUAUGGGCGGCAGGCGAGAUGACCGGCAUAUAUUACAACGGUGUGUGGCUGUGA
Molecule: messenger RNA, 1350 nt
Organism: Coniosporium apollinis CBS 100218
Lineage: Eukaryota; Fungi; Ascomycota; Dothideomycetes
Exons: 3
Coding region: 1-1350 (449 amino acids)
Source: RefSeq, a predicted model, not a curated record